AGGAGUGAGUCGCUGCCCCGGAGAAGAAGCUCGGACACCCGGCUGAUCUCUGACCGCACACCGGCCCAUGCGAACCGGACUGUCGGUGUGGAGCAGCACGGCCGGCGGGGAAGAGGAGCCCGUCGUCCGGUCGGAAAGCCCCGGGACGCGAAGAGUUAAGACCCCGACACCCCAACUGUUUCUCCGAGGAGGAGCUAGCAGGCUAACAGGCUACAUCCACCGGGAGCCGGAGCAUGGGGAGCCCGGGAGAGCUCGCCUGACAGAGCCGAUCUGCUGCCCCCCCUCCCCCGGGGGACGCCACCGUGGCUGUGGACGGAUCCGAGCCGAGAGGGAAUGACACCCGGAGACCGAUAAGCGAGUUGCUCCAGAGAGAAGUCCCAGUCCCAGGCCUGCUGGCUCGAGGUUGCACAAAAUAACCAAGAAGGGAGAACAUGACUCACUGGCCUCUACCAGAGACCGGCACGGGGCAGAUGUGCCAACCCCGCCCCCGCUUGCUGCUUUAGAAGCCCCCCCCGGUGAGCCAUGACGGAGAGGCAUCGAGGUUAACUCUCGGACAAUCGUCUCAAUACCUCUCCUUCUCCCUGCCCCUCAAGACCCCCCCCUGCUUCUAGCCCUUCCCCAUCAUGCUGCGAUUCCUGCCCCUCAAACUUGGUCGCCUGUACCGCUGUCUGAAGCUCCUGUUUGUGGUGGGGCUGUUUGUCGUACUGUUGAUGAACACACACAACCUGUUCGCCUCCUUCCAGAAGAACGAGUUGACUGACCGCCGCUUCAUCAACCUCAACAAGUGUCCCGCCUGCUUUGGCACCAGCUGGUGCCGCAAGUUCAUGAACGGUCAGGUCUCCUUCGAGACCUGGGGUCGCCUGCGAUUCUUAGACGUAUUCAACGUCAAGAACGUGUACUUUGCACAGUACGGUGAGCCCAGAGAGGGAACCCGCCGGGUGGUGCUCAAACGUCUCGGCUCCAACCAGGAGCUGGCCGAGAUAGACCAGAAAAUCUGCAAGAGGGCCACAGGCAGGCCGCGCUGUGACCUCAUCCAGGCCAUGUAUAAGACUGAGUUUGCCCGGAUCAACGGCGAUGUCCGCCUGCUCACUCCCGAGGUGGUGGAGGGCUGGUCCGACCUGGUGCACUGCCCCUCUCAGAGGCUGCUGGACCGGGUGGUCCGCCGGUACGCCGAGACCAAAGACUCAGGCAGCUUCUUGCUCAAGAACCUCAAGGACACGGAGAGAAUGCAGCUGCUCAUGACGUUGGCGUUCAACCCGGAACCACUCGUACUACAGAGCUUUCCGUCAGACGAAGGGUGGCCAUUCGCCAAGUACCUGGGAGCGUGCGGGCGCAUGGUAGCUGUCAACUACGUGGGCGAGGAGCUGUGGAGCUUCUACAACGCGCCCUGGGAGAAGAGGGUCGACUUGGCGCGCCAGCUGAUGGACAUCGCCGAGCAGCUCACCAACAACGACUUUGAGUUUGCCCUCUACCUGCUCGACGUCAGCUUUGAUAACUUCGCGGUCGGCCCACGCGAUGGAAAGGUCAUCGUGGUCGACGCAGAGAAUGUUCUUGUGGCAGACAAAAGGCUGAUCAAGCAGAACAAGCCGGAGAACUAUGACGUGUGGUACGAGAGCCGCUUCGAGGAGUGCGACCGGGAGGCCUGCCUGUCCUUCUCCAAGGAAUCCCUCUGCUCCCGGGUCACUGUGGACCACAACUACUAUGCCGUCUGCCAGAACCUGCUGUCGCGGUACGCUACGUGGCGGGGCACCACCGGGGGCCUCCUCCACGACCCCCCCGCCCACAUAGCCAAAGAUGGACAACUCGAGACUCUGCUGGACGAGUGCACCAAACCCAAAAAGCGCUACGGCCGCUUCCAGGCGGCCAAGGAACUGCGCGAAUACCUCACACAGCUAGCUGCUGGCUCCGCCUCUGCGACCGCCAGGUAAUGAAUGGAGUUGGCGUCAGCCCGAAAGCACUGAGAGACUGGAUUCCUUUAGACUCUUGAUCUCCAGACUCUUUGAGAUCCUGGUUCUUGUACAUGAUGUCAUUUGCUCCCCUUUGUGCACCGGAGCAGGAAGCUGUUGGAGGUCGUGCGUCAGGAAGUGUGAGAAUCCAACUUCAAAGCAGAUUUGUUAAAGCUCGAGCUUUUUAACCGACUUUGCUCCUGUGUGAACGAGCGGCGAGGCACUAAGAGAUUCUGCUUAGAACCAGGAUAGAGAGGGGGAUAGAGGUGACUGCUCCUCUACCGGGGUGGGCCUGCCAUGUCUCCGGGGUGGGGUUGGAGUGACAGAGGGCUGUGACACAUCCCCUGAACGCAUCCUUCACCGGACCCAGGCUAACGCAAAGCAGAGCGUCCCAGCGACAGCAGCAGCAGCAACAUCACACGGCCAUGACAGCAUCUAUUCAGAAUUGUUGUUGUUUCAUACCACUGAAACUUAACACCUGUUUCAUGUUGCCCCCAGGAUCUCUCUCUCUCUCUUUUAUUUUUUUAUUUUAUUAUUUUUCAGGGGCUGAAUCUAAGCAGAUUGGUACAUUUCCAUUUUUGCUGUGCCACGGCUUUUCUUUCCUCUGUAGCAUGACUGCAGGGAAGGUGGAGGUAGCAUGAAUCUCCCGCUGUCAGGCAGCAGGGAAGGCCGAGCUACUGCAGGUAGAGCGGA
This is a messenger RNA of Limanda limanda (common dab), 2639 nucleotides long. RefSeq names its product divergent protein kinase domain 2Ab (gene dipk2ab). The transcript has 4 exons. Bases 624 to 1928 code for a protein of 434 amino acids. The record is from RefSeq and is a predicted model, not a curated record. NCBI's taxonomy places the organism in Eukaryota, Metazoa, Chordata, Actinopteri, Pleuronectiformes, Pleuronectidae.